UACAGCCUCUCGCUAAGCUAAUUAUCACCAUUCAAAGCAAGCGAAGCCGCUAAACCACACCUACUAACCACGCAAUUAGACAAAACAAAUCACACUCGCUUCGCUAAUCGCUAUUCGCUAACUAACCACCACCUCCGCUUAAACAAAAAAAAAAGAUUAAUAAAGCAGUGGGGAUUUGGGAAGAAAGGGAGGUAUACAGUGGAGAGAUAGGGGAAGAGAGGGAGCGAUCCAAUCGCGUCGCUAAAACCCUAGCGGCUGGCUGAUUUGGGGGAUUGCUCGUCGGAGAGAUGAAGAUCCAGUGCAACGCGUGCGGCGCGGCGGAGGCGCGGGUGCUGUGCUGCGCCGACGAGGCAGCGCUCUGCACGGCGUGCGACGAGGAGGUGCACGCCGCCAACAAGCUCGCCGGGAAGCACCAGCGGGUGCCGCUGCUCUCCGACGACGGCGGCGCCGCGCCCGCCGCCGCCGCCCCGGCCGUGCCCAAGUGCGACAUCUGCCAGGAGGCUUCUGGAUACUUCUUCUGCCUGGAGGACCGUGCACUUCUUUGCAGAGAUUGUGAUGUUUCUAUACACACAGUAAACUCCUUUGUUUCAGUACACCAAAGAUUCCUACUAACAGGUGUUCAAGUUGGCCUUGAUCCUGCUGAUCCAGUUCCACCUGUUGCUGACAAGCAUGUUAAGAGUGCUGGUGGUUCAGUGGAUUCAGCAACUAAACAUUUGCAAAGGAAUCCUACAGACUUAUCUGGUGAAAACAGUGCAUCUUUGCCCAGCCAAAAUGUAAUCAAUGGUAAUUAUUCUAGGCAGAGUUCUGUUACAAUGGCCAAGACAGGACAGGUCAAUUGGACUAUGAGCAACAACACAAUUAGAUCAAUAGACCCUCCACCCAAGUAUUCAUCAGAGGAAAGUCCAGCACUUCUGCUAGCUAGCCACACUAGCACCAUGGCAGCGUACUCCAGUCAAAUCAGUAAGGAUAGUGAUCGGAUCUACAACUUACCAUUCACAGGUGGUAAUGGGUCAGAUAGUCUACAUGAUUGGCAUGUUGAUGAGUUCUUUAGUAACUCAGAAUUUGGCUUUGCUGAGCAUGGUUCUUCUAAGGGUGACAACGCUAAGCCAGGGAGUGCUGGUGGAUCUCCGCAGUGCCGUCUGGCUGAAGGCCUGUUUGUCGAAGGACUUCUAGGUCAAGUGCCUGACAAUCCAUGGACAGUGCCUGAGGUCCCCUCGCCACCGACAGCCUCUGGUCUCUAUUGGCAAAAUAAUUUGCUUUGCCCUUCGUACGACAGCACCAUGUUCGUCCCUGAGAUUUCCUCCUUGGAGAACUCUCAGAACAACUUCACUGUAUCUGCUGGUUUGAAGCGCCGAAGGAGGCAGUUUUGAUCUGCCGAUAGCAUCAGACACCAUUCGGUUUAGUUGGCAGGUCACGUUGAGAGGAGGGCUUCUUGCCUGCCUGACCAAAGCCACAAAACACAGGGAUGGAUGAUCAUCCAGUGGUCAGUCUAAAAAUAUGUUGUAAUGUUUGUGUUUCGACUAUACGUUUGUUGCUGAAGUUUAAAGGCGAGGGAAUUGUUGUGAGAUCUGGGAUGACAGAUUUGUUGUUACCAAUUUUGUGAAUAGUGAAAAUAAAAAGAGCAUGGAUAAGAUCAUGAAUUCAUGAUGCGCAGGUUAAUACAUGUUGAAGUUCCUUAGCCACGAACAGUUUUGGUAGCGGGGUGUAUGAUGUAUGAUGUUAACCACAAUUUUUCGAGCUAGUUUAUGGAGCUAGACGACCUGGGUUCAAACC
Molecule: messenger RNA, 1773 nt
Organism: Oryza sativa Japonica Group (Japanese rice)
Lineage: Eukaryota; Viridiplantae; Streptophyta; Magnoliopsida; Poales; Poaceae
Product: B-box zinc finger protein 22
Biological process (GO): photomorphogenesis; regulation of DNA-templated transcription
Cellular component (GO): nucleus
Molecular function (GO): zinc ion binding
Source: RefSeq, a predicted model, not a curated record